AUGUUAUUGAUACAUUAUAUGUCUGGUCAUAGCGUAAAGACUUUAAGCCCAGAAAGGAAAAUGAGAAGUUGUAUAACCUCAAAUAAGUUUAACAGAGAUAUCCCUGCUGCCCCAAAAUUAAGAGAGCUGGAGGCAGUGCUGGCCAGGCCUAAUAGCAUGCUGCUCCCGCCUUGCUCACUGUUGCUCCCUUCUGCUCCUCCAGCGCCCAGAACGGAAGUGGUAUUUGGUUCAGGUAUUCUUCGGAGUUUCUGCUGUGGAUCUAAACCUGCAUACACUGCUGACAUGAUUGGUAAGGACAGAGCUAUACUAAGUGGUAACAUAAGGAUUUACAAUCAGACAGGUGAGAUAAAAGCGAUUUAA
Messenger RNA from Rasamsonia emersonii CBS 393.64, 360 nucleotides. RefSeq lists its product as uncharacterized. The coding region runs from base 1 to 360 and encodes 119 amino acids. The transcript has 5 exons. The record is from RefSeq and is a predicted model, not a curated record. Lineage: Eukaryota; Fungi; Ascomycota; Eurotiomycetes; Eurotiales; Trichocomaceae.